CUAAACCCUAGUUCCUUCCAUCCCUUGAAUCUUAAACCCUGCUAGCACCUCUCUCUCGUCCUUCUCUUUCACUCAGAGAAACAAGAGAUGGACACGGACGGAAAUUCAGGAGACGCGUCGAGGGUGGUCCAUGUGCGCUUCAUCACGAAGCUCGAUCGUCCUUUCAAAGUUCCAAAUUCCUCCAUUUCCGUCGCCUCCAAUUUCACCCGAUUUGGCCUAUCCAGCGUCGUUAACAAUCUUAUCCAAACAGAGAAUCCUGAUUGGGAAGUGGAGCCUUUUGAUUUUCUUAUCAAUGGCGAGCUGGUUCGGAUGUCGCUUGAAAACUUCCUUCUUGCCAAGGGCAUUUCUGCGGAAACAAUAUUGGAAAUUGAAUACAUACGGGCUGUAGUUCCACGCAAAGAAGAAGAACCUUCUUUACAUGAUGACUGGGUCAGUGCAGUUGAUGGUUCUAGUCCCAGGUUUUUUUUGACAGGGUGCUAUGAUGGUUUAGGAAGGGUAUGGAAAGCUGCUGGUGUAUGUACACACAUACUGGAAGGACACAGUGAACCUGUUUCUUCUGUUAGCAUAAUCAAUCCAGAAGGUGCAGAUAGUGUUACCGUAGCUACUGCUUCGAAAGACCGGACACUUAGACUGUGGAAGUUUAAUGCAGAAGAUACCAGAAGAAAUCCUUUGAAGAUAAGUGCAUUCAAAAUUUUGCGUGGACAUAGAGCAUCUGUUCAAAGUGUUGCUGCUCAGACCUCCGGAAACAUGAUCUGUUCAGGCUCUUGGGAUUGCACGAUCAAUUUGUGGCAGACAAAUGAGCCAGUUUCAGAAUUUGACACUGUAUCAACAAAGAAGAGAAAAACCACUGGUCAAGCUAAGGAAUCUCAGUCGGAGGGGGAGGCUGUUUCUUCUCUAGUGGGCCACACACAAUGUGUAUCUUCUGUAAAGUGGCCGGAGCGUGAAACAAUAUAUUCUGCAUCGUGGGACCACUCUAUUAGAAGGUGGAAUGCCGAGACAGGCAAAGACUCGUUGAACAUAUUCUGCGGUAAAGCCCUCAACUGUCUCGAUAUUGGAGGUGAAAGUUCCGCUCUUGUUGCUGCUGGUGGUUCUGACCCUAUUCUUAAGAUAUGGGAUCCUCGUAAACCAGGAACUUCUGCUCCUGUCUAUCAAUUCUCAUCUCACACUUCUUGGGUUACGGCAUGCAAAUGGCAUGAGAAGUCUUGGUUUCAUUUAAUUUCUGCAUCUCAUGAUGGAAAAGUUAUGCUGUGGGAUUUGAGAACUGCUUGGCCCUUAUUUGUCAUUGAUGCACACAAAGACAAGGCACUAUGUGCUGACUGGUGGAGAGGUGAUACUGUGCUUAGUGGUGGGGCAGAUUCAAAGCUUUGCAUGACUUCUGGGGCUUCUGUGCUGUGAGAGAAGAGUGAUUUGAAGAUGGAAGUUGCAUAGCUGGGAACAUCCUCAAAGCUCUCUCCACAUUUCUCAUGAUCUUCUGGAAAUGGUGGUGAGAAUGGGGCAGUCUAAGUUUGCGUCUAGGGGAGGUUUGACCAAGAGUUUAGGUGCUCGGUUGUCUUAUGGCCGGAGACGGAGAUAUAUAGUUUCAGAGCUAAUUUUCAGUCCAUGGCACACUAUGGUUGUAGCAAAUAGAACAGGCUUUACCUCUUUAUACGUGAUCGUGGUCUGGACUCUUGAGAGUAAUAUUCAUUCAUCAUGGAUCCGCUCCAUGCACAAUUGCAUGAUUUAUCUUAUAUUCCUUGGUAAUUUUAUGUUUUAUCGAAGUUUGCUUGUAAUUU
This is a messenger RNA of Prunus dulcis (almond), 1772 nucleotides long. Its product is annotated as ribosome biogenesis protein WDR12 homolog. Gene Ontology annotation, cellular component: preribosome, large subunit precursor. Gene Ontology annotation, molecular function: protein binding. The record is from RefSeq and is a predicted model, not a curated record. Gene Ontology annotation, biological process: ribosome biogenesis. The transcript has 14 exons. NCBI's taxonomy places the organism in Eukaryota, Viridiplantae, Streptophyta, Magnoliopsida, Rosales, Rosaceae. The coding region runs from base 88 to 1395 and encodes 435 amino acids.